Messenger RNA from Arabis nemorensis, 618 nucleotides. The record is from the annotation of a GenBank genome assembly. Lineage: Eukaryota; Viridiplantae; Streptophyta; Magnoliopsida; Brassicales; Brassicaceae.
AUGUCCGGCGGAUUCUUCCGGGGUACUUCCGCCGAGCAGGAUACUCGGUUUUCUAACAAGCAAGCGAAAUUGAUGAAAAGCCAGAAAUUCGCUCCGGAGUUGGAGAAUCUGGUCGAUGUGACUAAAGUGAAGAUGGAUGUUAUGAAACCUUGGAUUGCGACUAGAGUCACUGAGCUUCUUGGUUUUGAAGAUGAAGUGCUGAUCAACUUUAUAUACGGUCUGCUUGAUGGGAAGGUAGUGAACGGUAAGGAGAUUCAAAUAUCGCUAACUGGAUUCAUGGAGAAAAAUACUGGCAAGUUCAUGAAAGAACUCUGGACACUUCUUCUAAGCGCACAGACUAAUUCAAGUGGUGUUCCACAGCAGUUCUUAGAUGCCAGAGAAGCUGAAACAAAGAAGAAACAGGAAGAAGCAAUAGAAAAAGCAGAUCAGUUUCUAAUUGAAAUAGGGAAAAAGAGGGAGGGAGAAAAUAAGAACCGUGAGCAUGAUAUAUUGAGGAAAAUAGACAGCGGCGUGGAAUCCAAGGUGGCAAAUGGCAUGGAGACAAAACCUUCAAGAGAUCGUCCAGAGGACGAGGGAAGAGCUGAUGAGAAGAAUGGAGUAAAAGAAAGGAGAAGGUAG